Molecule: messenger RNA, 4337 nt
Organism: Alligator mississippiensis (American alligator)
Lineage: Eukaryota; Metazoa; Chordata; Crocodylia; Alligatoridae
Gene: MTBP
Product: MDM2 binding protein
Exons: 22
Coding region: 30-2705 (891 amino acids)
Biological process (GO): regulation of protein ubiquitination; protein localization to kinetochore; traversing start control point of mitotic cell cycle
Cellular component (GO): kinetochore
Source: RefSeq, a predicted model, not a curated record
CGGAGGCGGCGGUGGGAGCCGGCCGGGCCAUGGACCGCUACCUGCUGCUCGCCGGCUGGGAGGAGCGCAGGGCCGGCGGCCCAGGUCUGACUUCGGCAAAUGUUUUCAACCUACUGAAAGAAAACUUUAGGUCUUUUAUGAAUGCAGAUGUGAGCACGUUCCCAGCGUGCUCAUUGGCUGGUAUUCCAGGCAUGAGGAAGUGGUAUUUUGCAAAUCAAGUUGUAAGUGGGUUUUGCCAGUUCUGCAGUCUGGACUGGGAAGAGAUUAGUUUUGACUCAAAGAAAAAUGAAACUGAACACUUUCUCCAAACAAAUACUGAAGAAUGCCUGGGUUUUGAGGAGGAAGAUAGUAACAGCAGAGAGUCACUGUUGCUGACUGAUGUUUAUGAAGAAGCUGCAGAGAGUCUUCAUCAGUUGUCAGACAAGCUCCCUGCUCCAGGAAGAGCUAUGGUUGAUGUAAUACUACAGACUGGUGAACCUGAUGCCCCCAAGUUAAAAGACUGCUUGCCUGCCAUUGGUGCCCUGAAACAUCUGAGAGAAUGGCACUCUGCAAAAAUCACAAUAAUAGCAAAUGACUGUAAAGGCAACUGGCAAAAAAUUGCAGAUUACCUGUCAGCAGAUGUUGUAGCUUUAGAUGAUUUAAAAAAUAUUAUUGACUCAAAAGAGCUGUGGAGGGGGAAGAUUCAGAUAUGGGAAAGAAAGUUCGGAUCUGAAGUUAGGUUUCCAGAGUUCUGCAUAAGGGGUGUCUCAGCAAAGCCAUUCAGCACAUCUCAUUUAAAUACUUGCUUUGCUGCCAAGAACACAACAGAAUCAAAGAAUAGCAAUAUUUUGCCAGAGGUUUUCCAUUAUUAUGGUCCUGCACUACAAUUCUUGCAGAUGGUGGUGCUUUCAGACUUACCCUCCUGUUUUGUAUCGGAUCUGGAGUUUGAGCUGAGCUUGGCAAGAAAAAAAAUCAGAGAGACAUCUGUGCUGCUUUUAAACCAGGUUUCUUCUCUCUGUGGAAAGGUGGGAGCUUUAUUUGCUUUGCCUUGCAGCGUUAGCAACGUACUGAUUCCAUCACCCACCCAACUGAGUACAAAAAAAUGGAAGGAAUAUAUGUCCAAAAAACCUAAGGCCAUCACCAUUCCAGAAGUUGAACUGAAAGGAGAAUUUUGCCAAUAUUAUUUCUUGGUACAAGGCAAUGGUUUUGGAGGCUGUAAAGCAACCAUGAUUCGUUCAGCCAAUCAGAUUAAUGGAGCAGCAACUCUUGCUGUAAUAAAUGGAAAGCUAAAGACAAAUGCAGAAGAAACAGACUCAAGCCUUUGUAUUGCUGACUUCAUAAGGUCUCUUCCACAUCUCUGUGGAGAGCAGAUUCUACAGAGAGAACAGAAUCUGGCUUCUGUCCAAGCAUGUGCCUUGAAGGAAUAUCUCAAGAGGCAAGAAUCAGCCAAAGAGCUUUCUACUAUUUCUGUUGAUGAGCUCAAAACCCUGUUAACACUCAUGAGGGAGCAGUUUUUUGAGCUGUGUAACACCGCCCUUCCAAAAACUCUUUUACAUGAAGAAAAAAACAAACCUAGCAUCCAUGCAGUGACUUGUGAAUCUGAGCUAAUUGGGUCCAAUGCUUUGGAGUGGCCAGAAAGAAGUGUUCUUCAGAAUAUGGAAAAUUUUGAAAAAAUUAAACAAAAAAUGAGAGGUUCCAUGUUGACACAUUCAUCUGAGCAAUUGCUAGGACAUAAGGAUGGUCAGAGGGAGUCAUUGACAUUGCUGGAUGCUAAAGAGCUACUGAAAUACUUUACUCCAGAGGGGUUGCCGAUUGGGGAUCUUCAGCCAUUACAAAUUCAAAAGAGUGACAAUGCUUUUCUUCUGACACCAGAGCUCUCUCCACGGAAGCUGAGAGGCCUGCCUUUUGAAAAAGCAGCAGGAUGCCAUUAUCAUGGGCUGGAAUACUGUCUUGAUAACAGGAAAGCUUUAGAGAGAGAUGUGGGAUAUGCUGAACUUCAAACUCGUCUUAUUCGUUAUGAAACACAGACCACCUGCACAAAAGAGUGCUGUCCUGUACCAUGCGUCUUGAGCCCUCUUCCAUCUCCUGCAGUAUUGUCAGAGCCUGGUAGCAUGCCUGAUGGGGAAGCUUUACAAAGUGAGUUCAGAACAGAAACAUCAAGGCUAAAACGCAGAUCAAAAGACUUGGAUUGCUUUUAUCCCAACAAAAGACUAACAAAAUCGGAAAGCACAGAUUCUGUCCUGUCUCAGGCAAGUGGAAGUAGUGGGAGUCACCAUUCCAUUGCUGUCACAAGACAAUCCUCAGAAAGAUCAAGAUCUCUAACUUCUGUGCCUGUUAAGCAACCUAGUAAUCAACCUCAAAAAGUAUCAAUGAAGGCUGGCUCAACAAGUCAGAGAAGUAUGCUAGAGUCAGAAACUUCAAAGCCAGUGAAGGAAUCAAGAUCUCAGAAACAUACACGGAUGCUGAAGGAGGUGGUUGCUAAAACACUUCAGAAAUGCGGCAUUGCAGAGGACCACGAAUGCUUUGCAUCCUGCAGCCAGCGUCUGUUUGAGAUAUCCAAGUUCUACUUAAAGGACCUGAAAACUUCCAGAGGAUUGUUUGAUGAGAUGAAAAGAACAGCAAACAACAAUGCUAAACAGGGCACUCUUCAGAAGAUAGCAGACCAAGAUUUGAAUCCUCUCAGGCAGAGAAGCAAAUUAAACCCAGGCCUAUCAUAUCCUGGAUGAGGGCUCUGACUGCUGGGCAACUGACUGGGAGCUGUGGACACCACCUCUGUCUGCUAUGUUGUAUAAGAAAAGUGACCCUUGCAACCCUUUCUGCAAGAAGGGGCUUAGGCAUCUGUCUUCAGAGGAGGGUCGCAGGUUAUGGACAUUGGUGUUUCCCUGCAGCUCUAAGCCACUCAAAUCCUGGAGAGGGCAGAGUUUAAGACACCCCUCAGUGUGCCUAAUGUGGGGGUCUGGACACCAGUGGGGACCAGGCAUGUAGCAGUUCUGUUUUGGAGCCAGUCCCAAGUGCCACAUUAAACUCAGAUCUUCAGGUAAAACUGAUGCAGUUCCCUAGUUUAGCAGUGUUCAUAGGGCAGUGAAAUGGGGAAGAACUCACGGAAGAGGGGUUUUACUGCUCUGGGUUACAGAGCCUGGAAAACAGAAGAAUCAGCUGACAAAGGCUUAUGGAGGAGAGCUUAGCCAGGCACUUAAGAUCAGCAGGCCAAGGACAGGGCAUGUCUAUGUCAGGAAUUUAUUCCACAGAAGCAUAAGGUGCAAACAUAAAACACUUUUCUCUGAAUAAACGGGUCCUAAUGAGGAAUGUCCCUGGAAGACCUGCCCCAUUCAUGAUGACAAAGAAGGGGCCUUUGGCUGCUGCUUCAGGAAAUCCCUUAAAACAAACCUCCUUCUUGAGUACAAGAUGAUGUUGUGGGACAAAGCCUAAGAAGCUAGUGAACCUAUUGCUGGUUUCAAUAACUCAAUCUUGGCUGCACCCUGGAAGGGAAGAAGCUGUCUUAAAGGAGCUGGUUGCAACUUUUUAUUUCUAGGCUGUUGAUUUAAAAAAAACAACAACACAGGUCAUGGUAGGAAUGUGGCCAAUACAUGUUUUUGAAUUUUGGAGACGUAUCUCUAUAUAUCUAUACAUCUCUCUCUCUGAGAGAGUCUAUAUAUGACCCCUGCCUGUUUUUCUUCAUGUGUGCUGGUGGAAGCCCUUGCUAUUACCCCUUACUCCCUCCCAUAGUGACAUCUCAUAUCGUAAUAGGAAGUUCCUUCUAUGCGUUUAUGAAAGAAAUAGGCCUCUCUUAUCCACUACCCAUAGGGGUUAUAGCAUAGUCACCACCUCUAACACUUCAGGCACUCUUGGCUAUUAAUCUAUUAAACAAAAUAUGGGAAUCAGUGGAUGAAAAUCACAAUGGAAUAGUGGGACCUGAUACCACGUACCUCACCAGAGGUACCCCCGAGUUUGGAACUGGCUGGAGGAGCAAGAAACAAACUUUUCACAAAAACAGUUCAUGCUUGUGUUGAAAAUUCAAUGAGUUCUAUUAAUAAUGGCCUUGGAGAAGAAUACCGGCUGUGUCCUGCUUUAGCUUGAAAGGAUAUGGGAUUGCUGCCACAGGAAGGUUCUAAGUGCAGGUUAAAACAAGUAUUUGUCUGGGAGGGUUUAGGCAGGAAUAAUCCUGCUUUUAGGAGGGGGUUGGACCAGAUGACCUCCUGAGGUUCCUUCCAGGUUUACUUUCUGAUUCUAACCAUUGAUCCCAGACAAAUCACCAGAGAGCCAACAUUUUGAUCUGUGUAUAAUGAAAUAGGCUUAAGGACAAAAAGCUGAAGGGAGUCAGUGUAAAGAAGAGCAGCUUCCAAGUGUUACUCACAGGU